Sphenostylis stenocarpa is the source of this 726-nucleotide messenger RNA. NCBI's taxonomy places the organism in Eukaryota, Viridiplantae, Streptophyta, Magnoliopsida, Fabales, Fabaceae. The record is from the annotation of a GenBank genome assembly.
AUGAUUUCACGCGCUGCCGUGUUGUUGGACGCGCCAGGGGGAGGUGCGGCGGAGGAGGAGUGUAGUACGUCGUCGUCGUCUUCGAUCGGGAGGAACAGCGAUGUGUCGUCGGAGGGAUCAAUGAAGGAAGGAGAAGACGAGGGGGAAAGUGCCUACCAUGGACCUUUGCAUGCUAUGGAAACCUUGGAAGAGGUUCUUCCCAUAAGGAGAAGCAUCUCAAAGUUUUACAAUGGCAAGUCGAAAUCAUUCACCACCCUGGCUGAUGCAGUAUCUUCCCCAUCGGUUAAAGACAUUGCAAAGCCAGAGAAUGCCUACACCAGGAAGCGUAGGAAUAUGAUGGCAUUGAAUCAUGUUUUGGACAAGAAUAGAAACUACCCUCUAAGAUUCAGUGGCGGUGGCAUUUGCAAGAGAUCAAUCAGCUUGAGUAGAAGUACUCUGGCUCUUGCUUUUGCCAUGAACAAUUCUGACAGCAGUAGUAGCAUCACAAGUGAAGACUCCGGUUCGAGCUCAAACUCGAUACCAUCACCUUCAUCGUUAUCAUCACUUCCACCACUUCAUCCUAGAAAUAGAGUGCCUUCUGGUACAGGCCCAUCCUCUCCUUCGCAGCGAAAUUUCAGUCCCCGGAGAUCAUUUUCCGUGGCUGAUCUGCACCAGCAUUGUGCCAUUGCUGCAACCAUGAAGAUUUCAAGUACUUCCAUUGGAAAUAAAACAGCUCAUCCAUCAUAA